Messenger RNA from Medioppia subpectinata, 468 nucleotides. Lineage: Eukaryota; Metazoa; Arthropoda; Arachnida; Sarcoptiformes; Oppiidae. The record is from the annotation of a GenBank genome assembly.
CCGUGGGUCGAGAAGUAUCGGCCCAACACUCUGGAGGAAGUGGUCCAUCAAAGCCAUAUCAUAGCAAUGCUGUCCAAGUAUUUGACAAACGAUUGUUUCAAUGAAUUGCCGAAUCUUCUGCUGUUCGGUCCGCCGGGCACUGGAAAGACAUCGACGAUCAUAGCUCUGGCCAAACAGCUCUUCCAAACACAAUACAAGAAUCGCGUCUUAGAGUUGAACGCUUCCGAUGAGCGCGGAAUCGCUGUCAUUCGGGAAAAAGUCAAGUCCUUUGCGCAACAGUCGGUGUCUUCGGCCUCGAAGUCGAUUCCGGCCAUAAAACUGAUAAUUCUGGACGAAUGCGAUUCAAUGACACGCGACGCUCAGUCGGCUCUUAGGAGGACUAUGGAAACGGAGGCGAAGACCACUCGGUUUUGUUUGAUUUGCAAUUAUGUUUCGCGAAUCAUUGAGCCGUUGGUCUCCCGAUGCUCU